This is a messenger RNA of Mytilus trossulus (common blue mussel), 16349 nucleotides long. RefSeq lists its product as uncharacterized. Lineage: Eukaryota; Metazoa; Mollusca; Bivalvia; Mytilida; Mytilidae. The transcript is spliced from 71 exons. Gene Ontology annotation, molecular function: protein binding. The record is from RefSeq and is a predicted model, not a curated record. The coding region runs from base 11 to 16144 and encodes 5377 amino acids.
UUUUCGAAGGAUGGUACGCAGACUUGCGGGCAUCCUUAUUCUUGUCUCCGCCAUUACGGCGGAGAUUCUUUCGAAAAGACAAAAUACAGGAGGAUGUGAAACAAAAGCAGACAUAACUUUUAUAGUUGACUCAUCAGAUGAUGUGGGGAAAGACAAUUUUCAAAAACAGUUAGCUUUUUUAAAACAGACUGUAAACAAUAUGAAGAUAGCGCCGGACAAAACUCAAAUAAGUGUUGUGACGUUUAGUUCUGGUGUUUAUAACCAGUUCUUUUUAAAUGCUUAUGCAUCAAAGGCGGAUGUGCUAGCCGCCAUUGACAGAAUUCCUUAUAUUUCUGGUCGGACACAUACAUCCGAUGCAUUAACAUACGUCACACAUACCUCAUUUAACCCAAUACAUGGAGCAAGAAGCAAUGUUCCACAUAUCGGCGUUUUGAUAACUGAUGGCCCUUCAACCGCCAAGGAUUUGACCAAAAUUCAAGGUCAAGUUGCCAAGGACAACAAUAUCAUUAUGUAUGGAGUUGGAGUAGGGUCUGGAAUAGAUAUGGACGAACUGUCCUCAGUAAGCAGUAGUCCCAGCCACAGAUAUAUGUUGACUGCAGAAAACUAUGGGGCUCUGAAUUCACUUUCAAGUUCAUUAUCGACGAAAUUGUGUAAUGAGUUGCCAUCGAAUCCAAAUCAACUACCACCUCCAACAUCUUGCUUGAAAAAAGCUGAUCUUGCCUUUCUGGUUGAUUCAUCGUCAAGUGUUGGCUCAGGAAACUUUCAGAAACUAGAAAACUUUUUAAAAAAUGCCGUCACAAAGCUUGACAUCGGAAAAGAUAAAGUGCACGUUGGAUUAAUGCAAUACAGCAGUUAUCCUUCCAUGCAGUUUCCACUUAACAUGUAUACCAACAGAGGAGACACACUUAAAGCCAUUGAAGGAAUGCAAUUCAUGGGUGGUGAUACUAAUACAGGAGACGCCAUACAGAACAUGCGCCAACAAAUGUUCUCUCAAACUGGUGGCGCCAGAAACAACGUUCCUCGCAUCGCCAUUGUAGUGACCGAUGGUGGUUCUUCAAAUAAUGCCAAAACGACACAACAAGCCGAUAGCGCCAGACGUGACCAUAUUGGUCUUAUAUCUGUAGGUGUUGGGUCAGCGGUCAAUUCCUAUGAACUCCAGCUCAUUGCUGAUGAUCAGACAAAGGUAGUCAAGGUCAAUAGCUUUGACCAGUUAGAACAAGCAGUGGAUCAAAUUCUACAGAAAGCAUGUACUGUUCAGUCAACAGUAGCACCAACAACAGCAGGAGUUACCAAUGCACCUUCCGCUUGUCAAAAUAAACUUAAUAACUGUAAUUCAUAUGGACUGUUUGUUUGUACACAAUAUCAACCAUGGGCCAAGGAUAACUGCCAAGAAUACUGUGGUUUCUGUACUACACCGAAACCAACAUGCGUAGAUAAAUUAACAAACUGCUUAGCCUAUGGUAAAUCAUCUUGCACACAAUACUCAGAAUGGGCACAUCAAAAUUGUCAACAAUACUGUGGAUUUUGUGCUGCAGCCGCUGUUACGUCUGGAUUUUAUGGACAAUGUUCAUACAAAGGUAGAUCCUAUCAGACUGGUGAAAAGUGGCUUGAUGGCUGUGAUUAUGAAUGUGUUUGUCAGGAUGGAAACACUGGAAAAUAUGAGUGUACAAAUAGGUGUCCAUUGUACUAUAACUUGCCAAAGGACUGCACACUAGUGAAAAAGGAUGGUGAAUGUUGUCAGCAACCUGUAUGUAACUUUCAUCAAACUAUCUCUAAAACAGAGAGUACGGGAAAAGGGAGAACAACUAAUGGAAUAGAUGUAUGUGUUUACAAAGGGAAGCAGUAUUUCCAGAGACAGACCUGGCGAGAUGGAUGUGAUCAGAUAUGUAUGUGUACUAACUCAUCCAAGGGUUUAUAUCAGUGUGAAUCAGUAUGUCCCAAGUAUAACAGUAUUCCGUCGAACUGUCACAUGAACACAGCCCCAGGGGAGUGCUGUGCUAAACCUGCAUGUGAAUUCCAUCAGCAGCAUGGUAGUUUUACUGGACAAGGGUCAAUCAGUGGCACCGGUGUUGGGUUCAGACCAACGACACAGAAGCCAUGUUUAGAUGUUGUCAAUACAUGUUCACAGUAUGGUAAAGAUGUGUGUACAACAUAUAGUGGCUGGGCCGGGGACAACUGUAGAAAGUUCUGUAACUUAUGUGGUGGUCCACCAGUUGCAGGGAAAAACGAUACCUGCUUGUACCAAGGAAAGGACUAUCGUCAAGGUCAAACAUGGUCUGUCGGGUGCCACACUUAUUGUACAUGUGAGAAUGCUGUGUAUGGAUAUUACAGAUGUACAGACAUAUGUCCAAAAUACAACAACAUGCCAAAUGGAUGCCAAGAAGUGAGACGUAAUGGAGAGUGUUGUCCCAUCAUGGAAUGUGAUAGUGGAUCUUUUGUUACCUCUACAACCAAUCUAAAGUCCAUAGGAAACGGAGGAUUAAUACAUGUGUUACGACCAUCUGGAUCAAUGCAGUAUGUACUACCAACGGGUCUUACCGGAACAACUCCAGUCCCCGGUACAGGAGGAACAGGCUUUGUAGCACCAAGAUUACCUGGAUGUUUAUACAAAGGACAGUUAUAUGUACAGGAUCAAGCAUGGGAAGACGGCUGUGAUUUCUCCUGUUUAUGUACUAAUGCAGUGACUGCCACAUAUUCUUGUAGACUCAAGUGCCCUACUUAUGGAUCCAUCCCAGCUUCAUGUCACAUGGAAACUGAUCCUAACGAACCCUGCUGUAAGGCACCUGUUUGUGCCUAUGAUCCAUUCACAGGACAGACUUUUGUUCCUAUCCCACAGUUCCAGCCAGCAGUAACAGGAAAUGGACAAGUUAAACCUCCAUCCAUAGGAGAUUUGUUGAACCACUCAAUAGAUGCUGGAUCUGUUACCCUGUAUCCAACUGGUUUAACACCCUUACCACCGACUGCAGCUACUGGUAUAUCAGGGGGUAUUGGAUAUUGUCUGUAUAAGGGCAGAAGAUAUACACAAGCAGAAACUUGGGAUGAAGGCUGUGACUUCACUUGUGUGUGUGCUGAUUCUAGAACAGGUUACUACAAAUGUGUAGAAAAAUGUGUUCACUUUGGUAACUUGCCACAACCUUACUGCUUCUUGGUAAAGGAUCCCUCUAAUCCUUGCUGUAAAAUACCUAAAUGUGAAUUCCCUAUCAACUUUGUCACUCAGAUUGGAAUUAUAUCAACAGCUAAACCAGCUACAGAUUACUGUGAGUAUGGCGGUGUUAAGUAUACACAAGGACAGUCCUGGUACGAUGGCUGUAGUUAUAGAUGUACUUGUGAGAAUGCUCUUGGUGGAGUCUACAGGUGUAUGCAGAGAUGUCCAACCUACCAGAAUAUCAAUCCUAACUGUAAAUUUGUUCCUGAUCCAAACGAUCCAUCAUGUUGUCAGAUGCCACAAUGUGGACCUGUUGGGAAUGUGACCGUUUCUACAGGGACAGGGAAAGUACCUACCCCUGCACCUUCUGGUGUAUACCAAGGGGUAGAUCAUGGAACAGCAGGGAAGUGUACAUACAAAGGAAGACAGUAUACACAAGGACAGCAAUGGGCAGAUGGAUGUGAUUUUAACUGUGAAUGUAAAGAUGCCUCCAGAGGUUACUAUGAAUGUACAGACAUGUGUCCUCGUUACAACAAUGUUCCACCACAAUGUAAACUGGUAACUGACUUCACUAAUCCCUGUUGUAAAAAACCAGAUUGUGACUUUACAGCUACAACAGCAAGUAUCACAGGGAACCAGACCAAAUCGCCGAAUCCCAUACCAACACUGACACCCGAUAUGCAAUAUUGUUCGUACAGAGGAGCUAGGUACAUCCAAAGUCAGACUUGGGUAGAUGGUUGUACGUACAGAUGUAGAUGUGACGAUUCUUCUAGAGGAGUUUAUACAUGUAGUGAAAGGUGUCCAACGUACCCAGUGAGUUCAGCAGAUUGUAAGAUGGUAUCUGAUCCUAAAGAUCCCUGUUGUCUGGUACCCCAGUGUCCACCUCCUACUGGUGCCCCUAACCAAAUUCCUACCUUGGCUCCAGGCAAGAUCAGUGGAAACAUCAACAUCCCAACACCAAAGCCAGGUUCAUCUGUAUCCCCUCCAUUACUCACCUUCUGUUUGUACAAGAGUAAACAAUACAAACAAGGAGAAAAAUGGAUGGACGGCUGUGAUUAUUCUUGUGAAUGUACCGAUGCUUCUACUGGCAAAUAUGUCUGUAAUGAAAGAUGUACAAGGUACACCAAUAUUCCAGCUAAUUGUUUCUUGGUGAAGGAUGCCUCAAAUCCAUGUUGUAAGAAACCCCAGUGUACCAACAACACACCAACACCAGGGCCAUAUGGUCCAACUUUAUCUCCUCCACUUAAUCCUAAUACACCAACUCCAGCGCCAAGCUUAAAAGAUAAGUGUGUAUACAGAGGUGUAGCCUACUCUCAGGGCCAGCAAUGGUUUGAUGACUGUAAUCUGAAGUGUGUAUGUGAAGAUGGACCUGCAGGACUCUACAGAUGUAGUGAAAGAUGUGCCAAGUAUACUGGACUACCAGCUACAUGUACAUUAAUACCAGAUCCACAAGACCCCAUCUGUUGUCAAGCACCUAAAUGUACAUACACUAAUGGUACAGGCUUUGCCACAGCACCACCAGGUGUUAUUUCUGGAGGAAUUGUUACACCAACACCACAACCGUAUCAACAGCCAACACCAUACCCAGGAUACACUGGACCAACCUCAGCCCCAACACUGGCUCCAACAUAUAAAGAUGUAUGUGUGUACAAAGGAAAGCAGUAUAAUCAGGACCAGAAAUGGCAGGAUGGCUGUGACUUUGAUUGUGUUUGUCAAGAUUCAAAGAAAGGAUUGUACAAGUGUACAGAGAAGUGUCCAAAGUUUGUCGACAUUCCUAAAGAAUGUAAGCUGACCAGAGAUUAUCAGAAUCCUUGUUGUAUGAAGGUUACAUGUCAGCCAUCAUUGAACCCAUCACCAGGACCUAAUGCCUCACCAACCCCUGCUGGUCAAUGUAUGUAUAAUGGUGUAGCAUUUAACGAAGGAAAGACAUGGGAUGAUGGAUGUGAUCUGAGAUGUUCCUGUGAGAAUGGUACCACAGGGUAUUACAGAUGUAGUGAUAGAUGUGCUAAGUAUCCAAAUAUUCCAAGCUACUGCACAAUGGAGACAGAUCCAAAGGAUCAGUGUUGUAUGAAACCAAGAUGUCAACCAGCACCUGCAACAACAAUUAUACCUACAAUAUCGCCUUAUCUUACACCUGGCCCAGGUGUGACUUACCCACCAAAUAAGGUACCAACUCAGUAUGCAGGACAAACAUUUGCACCUGGAAAAGCACCAACACUUGCACCAUACAAACCAUACCCACCUGGACUUCAACCAACUUUGUCACCUUUCUUGACACCAGGACCUGGUUAUACCUACCCACCAGGGAAAGUACCAACACAAUAUCCAGGACAAACAUACCCACCAGGAAAAGCGCCAACAUUGGCACCAUAUAAACCAUUCCCACCAGAUCUUCAACCAACAGCAUCACCAUUCCUUACACCAGGACCAGGCUACACUUAUCCUCCAGGAAAGGUCCCAACACAGUAUCCUGGACAAACAUUCAGACCAGGAAUGGAACCUACACUCCAACCUAACAAACCUUUCCCUCCAGAUCUGUUACCAACAAUGUCACCAUAUUUGACACCAGGAGUAGGUUACACAUAUCCACCUGGAAGAGUCCCAACUCAGUAUCCAGGACAGACUUUCCAACCAGGAAAAGAGCCAACAUUAUCUCCAUACAAACCAUUUCCACCCAAUUUGAGACCAACAAUGUCACCUUAUAGAACACCAGGUCCAGGAUAUACAUACCCACCUGGCAAAGUACCACCAACUAGUUUCCCUGGAGAGAUACCAACACUGCCACCAUACAAACCUUUCCCAACAGAUCUUCUGCCAACUUUAGCUCCUUAUAUAACACCAGGACCAGGCUACACUUAUCCACCAGGAAAAGUUCCACCAACCAGUUAUCCAGGAGAGAUACCAACAUUACCUCCAUAUAAACCAUUCCCUAAAGGACUAGAACCAACAAUGUCACCAUACCUAACACCUGGACCAGGCUAUACAUAUCCACCAGGCAGAGUUCCCACACAGUAUCCAGGACAGACAUACCAACCUGGGAAGGAACCAACUCUGGCUCCAAACAAGCCUUUCCCUCCAGGACUGAUGCCCACAAUGGGACCUUACAGAACACCAGGACCUGGCUACACUUAUCCCCCAGGAAAAGUACCAACACAAUAUCCUGGACAGACCUUCCAACCAGGAAAGGAACCAACAUUGCCACCAUAUCAAACAUUCCGACCAGAUCUACUGCCAACACAGUCACCAUACUUAACACCUGGACCAGGUUACACCUACCCACCAGGGCUAGUACCAACAGAAUAUCCAGGGCAGACAUUUGCCCCAGGAAAGGAACCAACUCUAGCACCAAACAAACCAUUCCCACCAGGACUAGGACCAACUAUGUCACCAUACCUCACACCAGGACCAGGCUACACAUACCCACCAGGGAGAGUACCAACACAGUUCCCAGGACAGACCUUCCAACCAGGCAAAGAACCAACUCUGUCACCAUAUAAACCUUUCCCACCAAAUCUUCUACCAACAAUGGGACCAUACUUGACACCAGGACCAGGCUACACAUAUCCACCUGGAAAGGUUCCACCAACCAGUUUCCCUGGAGAGAUACCAACUUUACCACCAUUUAAACCAUUCCCACCAGACCUCAUGCCAACACAGCCACCUUACAUUACCCCAGGACCAGGGUAUACCUACCCACCAGGAAAAGUGCCAACUCAGUAUCCAGGUCAAACAUAUAAACCAGGACAGGCACCGACAUUAGCACCUAAUAAACCUUUCCCACCAGGUUUGUUGCCAACACAGGCACCCUAUUUGACACCAGGCUAUGGCUACACAUAUCCUCAGGGUUAUAAGAUACCUACACAGUUUCCAGGUCAGACUUUCCCUCCAGGACAGAUACCUACGUUGGAACCAAAUAAACCAUUUCCACCAGGACUUGGACCAACACUAUCACCUUAUUUAACACCAGGACCAGGAUAUACUUAUCCCCCUGGACAGGUACCUCCAACCAGGUAUCCUGGAGAAAUACCAACACUAGCACCAUAUAAGCCAUUCCCACCAGGACUGGGUCCAACCAUUUCUCCAUAUCUGACACCAGGACCAGGGUAUACAUAUCCACAAGGAAAAGUACCAACACAGUAUCCUGGACAGACCUUCAAACCAGGAAAGGAACCAACAUUGCCACCAUAUAAACCAUUCCCUACAGGAUUAUUGCCAACAUUGUCACCAUUAUUAACCCCUGGACCAGAUUACACAUAUCCACCAGGGAAAGUGCCAACACAGUAUCCUGGACAGACCUUCCAACCAGGAAAGGAACCAACAUUAGCACCAUAUCAGACAUUCCCUCCUGGUCUCAGGCCAACAAUGUCUCCAUAUCUAACACCAGGACCAGGAGUUACCUAUCCACCAGGCAAAGUACCAACUCAAUACCCAGGACAGACAUACCAACCUGGCAAGGAACCAACAUUGGCACCUAAUCUUCCAUACCCUAGCUAUUUGUUACCAACAUUAAGUCCAUAUAGAACUCCAGGACCAGGUUACACCUACCCACCCGGAAAAGUACCACCAACCAAUUUUCCAGGAGAGAUUCCAACAUUGCCACCAUACAAACCUUUCCCAACAGAUUUGUUGCCAACAGCUUCACCGUACUUGACACCAGGACCAGGCUACACAUACCCACCAGGGAAAGUUCCACCAACCAGUUUCCCUGGAGAGAUACCAACUUUGUCGCCAUUCAAACCAUUUCCACCAGGAAUGUUACCAACAGUAGCACCAUACCUGACACCAGGCCCAGGCUACACUUAUCCUCCAGGAAAAGUCCCAACUCAGUAUCCAGGCCAAACAUUCCAACCUGGGAAAGAACCAACAUUGUCCCCCAACAAGCCUUUUCCUCCAGGUCUUCUCCCAACAAUUAGACCAUAUUUCACUCCAGGACCAGGCUAUACAUACCCACCAGGGAAGGUUCCCACUCAGUAUCCAGGACAAACUUUUGCCCCAGGAAAGGAACCAACUCUAGCACCAUACCAGACUUUCCCACCAGGACUUGGACCAACCUUAUCACCAUACCGCACACCGGGACCAGGCUACACAUAUCCACCAGGAAAAGUUCCACCAACACAGUAUCCAGGACAAAUUCCAACAUUGCCACCGUAUCAGCCGUUCCCACUAGAUUUGUUGCCAACAGCUUCACCAUAUUUGACACCAGGACCAGGCUACACAUACCCACCUGGAAAAGUCCCAACACAAUAUCCUGGACAAACAUUCAAACCAGGAAUGGAACCAACAUUGGCACCAUAUCAAACUUUCCCUCCAGAUUUACUACCAACAGUAGCUCCAUACUUUACACCAGGACCUGGCUACACCUACCCACCAGGAAAAGUACCAACUCAAUAUCCAGGCCAGACAUUUGCACCUGGGAAAGCACCAACCCUGCCACCUUGGAGUCCAUUCCCCCAAGGAUUAGGACCAACUCUGUCACCUUAUCUGACACCAGGACCAGGGUACACAUACCCACCAGGAAAGGUUCCACCAACCAAGUUCCCAGGAGAGAUUCCAACAUUGCCACCAUACCAACCAUUCCCACUAGAUCUGUUACCAACAAAAGCGCCAUAUAUAACACCAGGACCAGGCUACACUUAUCCUCCAGGAAAAGUCCCAACACAGUAUGCUGGACAAACUUUCAAACCAGGAAUGGAACCAACACUAGCACCAUAUCAGACUUUCCCACCAGAUCUAUUACCAACAAUCAGACCUUAUUUCACACCAGGACCUGGCUACACUUACCCACCAGGCAAAGUACCACCAACAAAUUUCCCUGGAGAAAUUCCAACAUUAGCUCCAUACAAACCAUUCCCACCAGGACUUGGACCAACAUUAUCUCCAUACCUGACUCCAGGUCCAGGUUAUACAUACCCACCAGGAAAGGUCCCACCAACUCAGUAUCCAGGACAGAUUCCAACAUUGCCACCAUACCAACCAUUUCCACAAGGAUUAAUUCCAACCACUUCACCAUACCUCACACCUGGACCAGGAGUAACGUAUCCUCCAGGGAAAGUACCUACACAGUAUCCAGGUCAGACAUAUCCACCAGGUCUGGCUCCGACACUGGCACCUAACAAACCAUAUCCUCCAGGUCUGUUACCAACACUAUUUCCAUACAUUACACCAGGACUAGGAUACACAUAUCCUCCUGGCAGAGUACCAACACAAUACCCAGGACAGACAUACCAACCUGGGAAGGAACCAACUCUGGCACCAUAUCAAACUUUCCCACCAGGCCUCCAACCAACAUUGUCACCUUAUUUAACACCAGGACCAGGUUACACAUACCCACCAGGAAAAGUUCCACCAACCAGAUUCCCAGGCGAGAUUCCAACAUUGCCCCCAUAUCAACCGUUCCCACCAGAUUUGAUACCAACUGUUUCGCCUUAUAGAACACCAGGACCAGGCUACACUUACCCACCAGGCAAAGUACCACCAACGAGUUAUCCAGGAGAGAUACCAACAUUACCUCCAUACAAACCUUUCCCAUUAGAUCUCUAUCCAACAGCAUCACCAUAUCUGACACCAGGACCAGGCUAUACAUACCCGCCCGGAAAGGUCCCAGCGACACAAUAUCCAGGACAGAUUCCAACACUGCCGCCGUUCAAACCAUUCCCACCAGGGCUGAUACCAACUGCCUCACCUUAUAGAACACCAGGACCAGGUUACACAUAUCCACCAGGCAAAGUACCACCAACUAGUUUCCCUGGAGAGAUACCAACACUGUCUCCUAACAAACCAUUCCCACCAGAUUUAUUUCCAACCCUUGGUCCCUAUGCAACACCAGGACCAGGUUACACUUACCCACCAGGAAAAGUACCACCAACAACUUUCCCAGGAGAGAUUCCAACUUUGUCUCCAUAUCAAACAUUCCCACCAGGUCUCAGGCCUACAUUAUCACCCUACAUAACACCAGGACCAGGCUACACAUAUCCUCCAGGAAAGGUCCCAACUCAGUUUGCAGGACAGACCUACCAACCUGGAAAGGAGCCAACAUUGUCACCAUACAAACCUUUCCCAACAGGUUUGUUGCCAACUUUAUCACCAUAUCUGACACCAGGACCAGGUUACACAUAUCCACCAGGGAAAGUACCAACACAAUAUCCAGGUCAGACAUAUCCACCAGGUCUGGCUCCAACAUUGUCACCAUAUAAACCAUUCCCACCUGAUCUACUGCCAACAUUAGGUCCAUAUUUGACUCCAGGACCAGGUUACACAUAUCCACCAGGGAAAGUACCAACUCAGUAUCCAGGCCAAACGUAUGCACCUGGGAAGGCACCAACAUUGCCUCCUUACCUUCCCUUCCCACAAGGAUUGAUACCAACACCUGGACCAACCAAUGCUCCAACCAAGAAGCCUUAUUUAAUACCUACAGCCAUACCUGGUAUCAUCACAGGCCAAGGUGUUGGAGUAAAUGGAAAGUCGUGUAUGUACAAAGGUGUAUCAUAUAAGAAGGGAGAUAAAUGGGAGGAUGGAUGUCAGUACAAAUGUGAAUGUAUGGAUGAUAUGACAGGCAGCUAUCAAUGUAAAGAAAGGUGUCCAACCUACACAGAUGUCCCAGCCAGCUGUCGACUCACCAUUGAUCCUAAAGAUUCAUGUUGUAUGGUUCCUUCCUGUGCACAGCCCACACCAACACCUGCACCAUAUCUAGGUCCUAGUACACAAAUACCUCCUGUUACAGCCAAGCCUGACAUUAAUGCUUGUUUAUACAAGGGUAAUGUAUACACCCAGGGACAGAAAUGGUAUGAUGACUGUGACAAAGUAUGUGUAUGUCAAGAUGCUAAGAUGGGAUUCUAUAGCUGUCAAGACAGAUGUGCUAAGUACUCUAACUUAGGCCCUAACUGUGUUAUGGUACCUGAUAGUAGAGACCCACAAUGUUGUCAAGCUCCUGACUGCAACAACAAAAAUACAACAAAUAUCCAAGGUGUACAGGGAACCAUUACUGGUACUGGUACUCUUCCUCCACCCACUGUUGUACCGGGUAAACCUACAAUAGCUCCAAAGGCUGUAUGUGUAUACAAGGGUAAACAGUACACUCAGGGACAGAAGUGGCAGGAUGGUUGUUCGUUUGAUUGUGAAUGUGUUGAUGGUAAAAUGGGACAGUUCCAGUGUACAGACAAAUGCAAGAGAUAUCCAAAUCUACCACCCACCUGUCAGAUGGUAUACGAUUCACAAAAUCCUUGUUGUGAGAAACCAGUUUGUGGACUGGUACCAACAGCUGCUCCAUACCUAGGUCCAUCUACUGUGUCUCCACCAUCACAGGGACCAACAACAGCACCUACUGUAGAUUUCUGUAUUUACAAUGGUAUAUUAUACAGACAAGGACAGACAUGGCAGUCAGGUUGUGAUAUGACAUGUAGAUGUGAUGAUGCUAAAUCUGGACUCAUUAAUUGUAAUGAAAGAUGUCCAAUCUACCCAGCACUGCCUUCAAGCUGUACAUAUGUAACAGAUCCAAAAGACCCAUGUUGUGAGGUUCCAUCAUGUAUCAGUCCUAACGCCACUAUUCCUACACAGGUAGUCAAUGGUACUAAGGGAACUGUAUUUAUACAGCCACAACUCAAUCCUCCUGUUAUUGGCAAGAGAGAUGUGUGUGUAUACAAAGGUGGUAUAUACAAACAAGGACAGACUUGGAAUGAUGGUUGUACUUACUCAUGUGAGUGUGUGGAUGCCAGCUCAGGACGAUUCUCAUGUACAGACAAAUGUCCAAGAUACCCACCACUGCCAGCAUACUGCUCAAUGACACAAGAUCCAAAUAAUAAAUGUUGUCAGAUGUCAUACUGUACACCUACACAGUAUGGCACCACCCAAGUACCAACCCCUGGACCUUCUGGACUGGUACCAACAGCUGGACCAAAACCUAAAGAUUUAUGUUUAUACAAUGGACAAUUAUACAAACAAAGUCAGCAAUGGUAUGAUGGAUGUAACUCGGUCUGUGUCUGUGAAGAUGCUUCAACAGGAUAUUAUAGAUGUCAACCAAGAUGUUCUAAGUAUUCUAAUGUACCAGCUGGUUGCUCUUUAAAACCAGAUCCUAAAGACCCAUCAUGCUGUGAAGUACCAUACUGUCCUAUUGUUGUACCAAGUAUCCCUCCUACACCAGGAGUUAUCACACCACAAAUGCCUCAGCCUGGUAUUAUAACUGGAACUGGAAAAGUACCUAACUUAAUAGGUUGUCAGUACAAAGGUCAGCUGUACCAACCAAGUCAAAGAUUUAACGACCAGUGUGAUUAUAAAUGUACCUGUAUGGAUGGUAACUCUGGAUUCUAUAGAUGUAUCGACAGAUGCACCAAAUACACAAAUAUACCAAAAGAGUGUGUUUUAGUUUCUGAUCCUAAUGACAAGUGCUGUCAAGUACCAUACUGUGACUUCAAAAAUCCUACACCUUUCCCUAAUGGUAUACCUACACCAGGACCAAACAUGGGACCAACUCCAGUACCACAAUCAACAAACUCACCACCAGGCACAAUACCACCUCAGACAGGAUUCUGUGCUUACAAAGGUGUAUACUAUACACAGGGACAGACUUGGAAAGACGGAUGUAAUCUUCAGUGUAGAUGUGAAGAUGUAUCUAAAGGAAUAUACUCCUGUACACAAAGAUGUAACAGUUACACUAACCUUCCAUCUUCCUGUACACUGAAGGCGGAUCCUAAGGAUGGUUGUUGUCUGAUACCAGACUGUAACAAGUACCCCACACCAGCACCAAUGGUGUCCCCAUCUCCUGGUCAGACCACCACUCGUAUGCCUCUUGUUGUUCCUACUCCAGUGAAAGGAUCACACACUGGAACUGCCUUACAACCAGGUCAACCUGGUACAAUUACUGGUGGUCAGAUUAAUUACUGUGUAUACAAACAGAGAGUAUAUCAACAAGGACAGAAAUGGAAUGAUGGUUGUAACUUUAUCUGUACCUGUGAGGAUGCAAGCAGAGGUUUAUAUAAAUGUGAUGACAGAUGCCCUAAAUAUUUCUAUCUUCCACCUCAAUGCCACUACGAGCAAGAUCCUAAAGACAACUGCUGUCAAGUUGCCAAAUGUGACUUCAAUCCAACGCUGACACCACCACCAACCACAACCACCUUACCAAUCAAAACAACUCCUGGUAUUGUUACUCAGAGACCAAACAAUGUAUGUGUCUACAUUGAUGGCUCACAACACUCUAAGGGCUCAAAAUGGUAUGAUGCUUGUGAUUAUACAUGUGAAUGUAAAGACACUGUUACCAACUUCUAUAACUGUACAGCAAGAUGUAAAGCUUACUCCAACUUGCCAUCAAUCUGUACAUUAAAACCAGACCCAACAGAUUCCUGUUGUGAGGUACCAGACUGUGGCACCUAUACUCCAAUCACUGGAAAUACAAUCACAGGAACACUUCCACCAAACAAGUUUAAUCUGGUUCCUAUAGGAACUCAUUCUGUAUUCUCUGGAUCCAGUCAGAAUCCUAAUGCUAUACAGGGUACCAGAGAUGCCUGCAUAUAUAAGAACAAAGUUUACAAGCAGGGAGCCUCUUGGGAUGACGGGUGUGAUUAUGUGUGUACCUGUUUGAAUGGACCAAAGGGACUGUACAGAUGUAUAUCCAAGUGUCCAUCCUACCCAGCAUUACCGUCAUACUGUAAAAAGAACAUGGUACCAGGACAAUGUUGUCCAGUUAUUAGUUGUGAUGUGCCUGGAUUUGGUACCAUCAACCCAGAUCCUCAGCUUGUGCCAACUCCAGCACCAACUAAGAUAGGUGUGAUACCAACACCAGCUCCAACAAGUCUUGUACCUGUUAUUCAAAUCAAUCCUAACCCCACUCAAAACACAACUGGAGGAAUCCCAGGAGGAGGAUACCCCAUCAAACCAAAUCAAAUCACUGGCAUCAGUAAUCAGUGUGUAUACAAGAACAAAGUAUACAACAAGGGAGAAUCCUGGGAUAUUGACUGUGAUUUCACUUGUACCUGUGUAGAUGGAUCCACUGGAUACUAUGAAUGUAAACCACAGUGUCCAACAUACAAUAACUUACCCCCACAGUGUUUCACAACAACAGUUCAAGGCAAAUGUUGUAAAACAAUUCAAUGUACCACCAAAGAUGGAUCAAUAGUGAAGCCUAAUGCUCAAUUUCCAGUUGUUGGUUCAUAUACUGGUGGAUUCUCAGGAUUCAGACCUGGUGUAUCAUAUAACCCAGGAAUUAACAGCACUAGUGGUGUUAGAUUGGGUUGUAUCUACAAAGGACAAUUAUACAAAGCUGGUGAUGAAUGGGACGAUGGUUGUGAUUUCCAUUGUAAAUGCGUGGAUAGUAAAACAGGAAGAUAUCAAUGUUCUGCACAAUGUCCAGAGUUCACCAGACUUCCUGCUCUCUGUGAACUUAUACCUGUACCUGGUCAGUGUUGUAAGAGACUGCAAUGUAGAACUCCAACAACAGUAGCCCCCGGUGUUGUAACUCCUACUCCCUUCAUACCAACACCAGAUCCCCACCCUGGAUGUACUGAUGUCAUAGAUAACUGUGCUGAUUAUGGCCAGUCUGUAUGUCAGCCACCAUAUGAUGCCUGGGGAAGGAGAAAUUGUCAACAUUAUUGUGGAAUGUGUGCUCAGCCUGGUAUGACCACACCUACAACUUCAUGCAAAGAUAAACUUCCAGACUGUGAUUUAUAUGGUCCAAAGGUUUGUUUCAACGAGUAUGUACCAUGGGCUAAAGAAAACUGUCAACAUCAUUGUAGUAUGUGUGCUGAUCAAAUGACAACUGCUACACCCACUUGUGUUGACAAGAACCCCUCUGCCUGUGCAGAAAUUGGACCAGAUGUGUGUACUUUGCUUAUUGACUUUGCCAAAGAAAAUUGUGCUCACCAGUGUCACUUAUGUCCUACACCUUCAGUACCAUCAGUACAAAUACCAACAACCUCACCAAAUGGUUAUGUACUAUUGAUGAAGGGAGUGACUGGAGUAGGAACAUAUCCUCCAGGUGUUACUGACCUAUUUGGAUUAUGGAAUUCAACUAAGACCAUAAAUCAAUUCCAACCCGGAGCCAACUCACUUACACCAAAUUUCCCAGGACACUACAAACCAGGAUUGUCAAACAACUGGCCAAGUCUUUGUUUAGAUAAGGUCAGGGUAUCUAUAUACAAAAAUGGUGUCGAGAAAGCUUUCAUGUUGUUCAAUGCUACAGGAGCAGAUAAGAUGAGUUGGUUUACACCUAGCAGAAUCAUAGAUUCGUCAUGGGUGGAUUUACAAUCUACAACUAAGCAAUAUUUUGCAAUGUCUCAAGAUCCAGAUUUCCUCAGAGAAUUCUAUGCCAGUCAGAAUGCUGAUAAAUCAAAAUGUGAUUCUACUGGUUGGAUGUUUAUAUCUACAGCAAACAGAUGUUUUAUGGAAACAGACAAGAAACCAGCUUUCUAUUAUGCUCCAGGACAGUCCUCUGCUCAUUGGGGUUAUACCAAAGCGGGUGUUGGAGAUGUCUUUACUAUCCAGGGACAUAGUAAAUGUCCAAACAAUGUGGUACUACCAACAGUUAAUACAACAGGUGGUGGGUGUCUGUAUAAAGGAAAACUUUAUCACCAAGGAGACAACUGGGAAGAUGGUUGUGACUACAACUGUACCUGUGAUGAUGAACAAAGUGGACAUUAUUCAUGUAAUGCUCUUUGUCCUGUAUAUGACCAUCUUCCUAAGUUAUGUGAAGUGGUGAUACCAAAUGGUCAAUGUUGUGGUCAUGUCGAAUGUAGACCAGAUAUAGGACUAAUUAUCACAGCCCCUCCAAAUACCUGUUUUUACAAAGGACAAUAUUAUGGACAGGAUGACACAUGGAUUGAUGAUUGUAAAUACAAAUGUGAAUGUCUUCAAGCAAAUCUUGGAUUCUAUAGAUGUAAAGAAUUGUGCUAUAAAUGGCAAUUGCCUGGACAAUGUACACUGAAAGAACCUGCUCCAGGGAAGUGUUGUAAAACACCUAGUUGUCCUCCAUGGGAGAUCACUAUACAAUAUCCUUCAGGAUAUAAGGAAGAAUGAUUGCAGAAAAAACAUAUAUAGCUGUUGUUAUUGUUUUGAUUAAAAUGGGUGCUGAAGUGGCCUCCUUUUUUUAAAUAGAUAAAGAGUUGAGGCAUAUAUACAUAUAGAAAAAAGGAAAUAAAACCUUUUACUUUAGGAAUGGUUAUUCCUGCAUGCUUUUUUGAGUGAAUUUAGAGAAAUUACAAUAAAAGUGAAUGUACUUUUA